AUGGAUUUUCAUGCAUCAGCUGCUCCUUUCUCUAGAAAAAGUGUGGGCAUUGAGAAUGUUCGUCGCUCGGUCACAUAUCAUCCUACAGUUUGGGGAGAUUAUUUCCUUGAUUAUGAUUCUAACCUCACCAGCUUAAAAGAAGAAGUGAAGCAAUUGCUAUUAGAUACUCCACAUGAUUCUUUGCACAUAUUAGACCUCAUCGAGGCAAUCCAAUGUCUUGGAGUCGGUUACCAUUUUGUAACGGAAAUCGAAAAAUCUUUAAAAUAUGCAUAUGACACUUACAUUGAAAGCUGUGGCAAACAGAACAAUGAUUUUCGUACCAUUGCUCUUCGAUUUCGAUUACUUAGACAACAAGGAUAUUACGUCUCAUGUGAUGUAUUCAACAAAUUCAAGGACCACAAAGGAAAUUUUGAUGAAUCUUUGAUUAGCAAUGUACAAGGCUUGUUAAGUUUGUAUGAAGCUACACAACUUAGGGUACAUGGAGAGGAAAUUUUAGAGGAAGCACUGAAGUUUUCAACCACUCAACUCAAUUCCCUACUCCUCAAUGUGUGUAAUUCUCUGUCUACACAAAUUAAGGAAGCUUUGGAUAUACCAAUUCGUAAAACUGUGCCGAGACAUGGGGCAAAAAAAUUCAUAUCUAUUUACCAAGAAGAAUCACACAAUGAAAAACUCCUCAAUUUUGCAAAACUAGACUUCAACUUAUUGCAGAAGAUGCAUCAGAAAGAGCUAAGCGAAGUUACAAGGUGGUGGAAGGCGUUAGAGAUUGAAAAUAAGCUGCCUUUUGCAAGAGAUAGAUUAGUUGAAUGCUACUUUUGGGCAUUGGCAACAUAUUUUGAGCCCCAAUACUCUAUUGGUAGGAAAAUGCUAACCAAAGUAAUCACCAUGAUUUCUAUCGCUGAUGACAUCUUCGAUUUUUAUGGGACCCUUGAUGACCUUACACUUUUCACGGGUGCAAUUGAAAGAUGGGAUUUUAGUGUUUUAGAUCAGCUGCCGACAUACAUGCAACAUUUCUACAAAGCUAUUUUAGAUGUUUAUGUCGAAAUUGCUACUCCUCAAUGUGUGAAGCUUUGGUAUAUGUGUAAUUCUCUGUCUACACAAAUUAAGGAAGCUUUGGAUAUACCAAUUCGUAAAACUGUGCCGAGACAUGGGGCAAAAAAAUUCAUAUCUAUUUACCAAGAAGAUGAUUCACACAAUGAAAAACUCCUCAAUUUUGCAAAACUAGACUUCAACUUAUUGCAGAAGAUGCAUCAGAAAGAGCUAAGCGAAGUUACAAGGUGGUGGAAGGCGUUAGAGAUUGAAAAUAAGCUGCCUUUUGCAAGAGAUAGAUUAGUUGAAUGCUACUUUUGGGCAUUGGCAACAUAUUUUGAGCCCCAAUACUCUAUUGGUAGGAAAAUGCUAACCAAAGUAAUCACCAUGAUUUCUAUCGCUGAUGACAUCUUCGAUUUUUAUGGGACCCUUGAUGACCUUACACUUUUCACGGGUGCAAUUGAAAGAUGGGAUUUUAGUGUUUUAGAUCAGCUGCCGACAUACAUGCAACAUUUCUACAAAGCUAUUUUAGAUGUUUAUGUCGAAAUUGAGGAAGAGAUGGGGAAGAUAGAAAAGCCAUACCUUGUUCACUACGUGAUAGAAGAGAAGAAGAGACUGAUCAGAUCAUAUUUUCAAGAGGCAAAAUGGGUGUACAGUGGUUAUAUUCCAACACUGGAGGAGUAUUUAAAAGUGGGAAAACCAUCUAGCACUUGCUUAUUGUUAUCUGCAGUUGCUUUGGCAGGCAUCGGAGAGGUUGUGACCAAGGAAGCCUUUGAGUGGGUUGCAAGUGAUCCUUUAAUCCUACAGGGUUCGGAAAUAAUCGGUAGAAUAAUGAACGACAUGACAGGAUUCGGGUUUGAGCAGAAAAUAACUGCAGUUGAAUGCUACAUGAAUCAAAACAAGGGUGCCACAAAAGAGGAGGCAUUUGCAGAACUUCAAGAACUAGUUCUGGAUGCAUGGAAAGAUAUAAAUGAAGAAUGCCUUCAUCCAACCGUGGUGCCAACACCAAAAAUUCUUCUCCUGGAAAUAGUCGACAAUUAUGCACGUGCCACACAUCUUCAAUACAGAAACAUAGAUAAUUACACAAAUUCUGAAGUCAACACAAAAGAUGUCAUAACUUGUGUACUGGUUGAACCUAUGACAACACCAUGAUCAAUCGAGUAAUUAGUGGUUGUAAUAAUUGUAAAAUAAGGAGGGGCAUGGGUCUCGACCCGAAUCUACUUAUAACUUCAUCUGUAUCAUAAAUAUGAGAGUUAUCAUAGCUAUAUAGUUCA
Molecule: messenger RNA, 2300 nt
Organism: Olea europaea var. sylvestris
Lineage: Eukaryota; Viridiplantae; Streptophyta; Magnoliopsida; Lamiales; Oleaceae
Product: beta-caryophyllene synthase-like
Exons: 10
Coding region: 1-2178 (725 amino acids)
Biological process (GO): diterpenoid biosynthetic process
Molecular function (GO): magnesium ion binding; terpene synthase activity
Source: RefSeq, a predicted model, not a curated record